This is a messenger RNA of Cetraspora pellucida, 182 nucleotides long. Lineage: Eukaryota; Fungi; Glomeromycota; Glomeromycetes; Diversisporales; Gigasporaceae. The record is from the annotation of a GenBank genome assembly.
CUUCACUGAAAAAUAGUGCGGGUAAUGACCAGCCAGUUGAUCUAGUGAAUAUAAAACCGAUGAUUUGCCAUUCUUCAAAAAGACCAAGAGUGAACAGAUUGCAAGCCGUCAGUAAAAUGUUCGUUAUGGAAAAAGAAAAGAGGAAUGGAGACAAAAGAAGGUUGAAAAUCUCUAGACGAUAG